AUGAAAAUUCUCGUGACGGGAGCAUCUGGCUACAUCGGCCAAGUAUUAUCGGAAGCGCUAUUGAAGGAUGGCCAUUCACUGACGCUGGCCGACGUUGUUCAGCCCGACAUUCCAUCGGGCGCAUCGACUUCCAACAAUCAGCCCACUUGCGUCAAAGUUGACUUGUUUGAGGAUGCCGAGUCCGUCAUCUCGCCAGACUUGGAUGCUAUAUACAUCUUACACGGCAUCAUGUCCGCGGGGAGCGAAGAAGACAUAGAUCUAGGCUAUCGAGUCAACGUGCACAGCGUGUUGAAGCUGCUGGAAGCCGUGAGAAAGAUUUGCCGCCCAGGUGUGCGUGUUUUAUAUACCUCAUCCAUCGCGGCAUACGGUUCACCACUGCCAGACAUUCCCUCUGAAGCAACGGUCUGCACGCCUCAGACAAGUUACGGAACACACAAAAUCAUGGUAGAAGCCAUGCUGAAUGACUACAAUCGCCGCGGUUUUAUAUCGGCCUUUUCGUUUCGGCUGGCUGGGAUCUCUGUCCGGGGCGGCAAGCCCACUAGAGCUGCAAGUAGCUGGAUGAGUGGCAUCAUCCGAGAGCCACUUCGAGGUCUAGAAGCUGUCAUUCCGUGUGAUGACGACUUCAAGUGCUGGAUAUGUUCACCUAAAACGCUCGUGAAGAACCUGAUCAUUGCUUUAACUUUGCCGACGAAUUGUUUGCCUCCUCACAUUCGACAAGUUCUACUACCAGGCAUAGUAGUAACCGUGCGGGAGAUGCUCCAGGCAUUGCAGGAUAUUGGUGGCCAAGACGCUUUAAAGCUUGUCCGGAGAGAAGAACCCACGCCGGAUAUCAGGAACAUGCUAAACAGCUGGCCAACACAGUUUGAUGUGUCCAAAGCGCUGGCAUUGGGGUUCGUGCCGGAUCAACCCUUCCGAGACACCGUACAAGACUUUGCAGAUAGCCUGAAGUUUCAAACAUCCAUUUGA
Messenger RNA from Pochonia chlamydosporia 170, 966 nucleotides. RefSeq names its product nucleoside-diphosphate-sugar epimerase. Bases 1 to 966 code for a protein of 321 amino acids. The record is from RefSeq and is a predicted model, not a curated record. Lineage: Eukaryota; Fungi; Ascomycota; Sordariomycetes; Hypocreales; Clavicipitaceae. The transcript has a single exon.